This is a messenger RNA of Vicugna pacos (alpaca), 1936 nucleotides long. Lineage: Eukaryota; Metazoa; Chordata; Mammalia; Artiodactyla; Camelidae. The record is from RefSeq and is a predicted model, not a curated record.
AUGGAGUCAAGAUUGGGGUCAGCUUCAUGCACAGAGCCUCCUCCGGCUUUAGAGGUGAGCAGCCCCCCCUCCCAGCCCCCACAGCCCGUCAUCCCUGCCAAGCCCGUGCAGUGUGUCCACCACGUGUCCUCCCAGCCCAGCUGCCCGGGCCGGGGCAAGAUGUCCAAGCUGCUGAACCCGGAGGAGAUGACCUCGAGGGAUUACUACUUCGACUCCUACGCCCACUUCGGUAUCCAUGAGGAGAUGCUGAAGGACGAGGUGCGGACGCUCACGUACCGGAACUCCAUGUACCACAACAAGCACGUGUUCAAGGACAAGGUGGUGCUGGACGUCGGAAGCGGCACUGGGAUCCUCUCCAUGUUUGCUGCCAAAGCGGGGGCCAAGAAGGUGUUUGGGAUCGAAUGCUCCAGUAUUUCGGACUACUCAGAGAAGAUCAUUAAGGCCAACCACUUGGACAACAUCAUCACCAUCUUUAAGGGGAAGGUGGAGGAGGUGGAGCUGCCCGUGGAGAAGGUGGACAUCAUCAUCAGCGAGUGGAUGGGCUACUGCCUGUUCUACGAGUCGAUGCUCAACACGGUGAUCUUCGCCAGGGACAAGUGGCUGAAACCUGGAGGGCUUAUGUUUCCAGACCGGGCAGCUUUGUACGUGGUAGCAAUUGAGGACAGACAGUACAAGGACUUCAAAAUCCACUGGUGGGAGAAUGUCUACGGCUUUGACAUGACCUGCAUCCGGGAUGUUGCCAUGAAGGAACCCUUGGUGGACAUCGUGGACCCAAAGCAAGUGGUGACCAACGCCUGUUUAAUAAAGGAGGUGGACAUCUACACGGUGAAGACGGAGGAGCUGUCCUUCACGUCUGCCUUCUGCCUGCAGAUACAGCGCAAUGACUACAUCCACGCCCUGGUCACCUACUUCAACAUCGAAUUUACCAAGUGCCACAAGAAGAUGGGGUUUUCCACAGCCCCCGACGCCCCCUACACCCACUGGAAGCAGACUGUCUUCUACUUGGAAGAUUACCUCACUGUCCGGAGAGGGGAAGAAAUCUACGGGACCAUAUCCAUGAAGCCAAAUGCCAAAAACGUGCGAGACCUCGAUUUCACAGUAGACUUGGAUUUUAAGGGACAGCUGUGCGAAACAUCUGUAUCUAAUUACUACAAAAUGCGUUAGCACACGUGGGAGGCUGCCGGGAGCGGGCGAGAGCAGAAACUCACCUCCGUCUGCGGCGCUGCCCCGGGGACCCUGUUUGCAGGACUACACGCUCAAAACUGGAGUCUGAAACCCUGCCCUCGAGAUUGGUGAACUCACCGGCCUCCCGGGGGCCCGCCACUGGACAGAGGGCCCCCAGCUCCUCCGCUCUGCCCAGGGGGCCCUUCUCACAGGCUCUGUCAUCGGACAGAGAGCCGCGGGCGGCGCGGCAGCUGGGCCCCGGUGGGGGAGCCCACACGUGCCCCCUCGCCCCCUAACUGUGACUCUCUGGGAUCUUCAGGUUUUGCAUGCUGCAGGCACCUAGGACAGACUGCUUCCCUAGAACCUGGAGACAUAGUGUCUGAUAGCGCAAGCCGGACUCCCCCGUGUGCGCGGCGGUGCGUGCGUGUGCGUGUGUGUGUGCGGGGCCGGCAGGCCUAGCAGUUUAUUUAAGCGGCACACCGGUUUGUGCGUGCCUAGAGGGCCGAGUGGGUUGUCUGUGUGUCUCCAGGGGUGUGUGUGCGCGUGUGUGCGUGCGUGUGCGUAGACAUCUAUUGCUCUCAGAGGAGAUUCUGUUGCUUUCGAGUAGGACUUUGUUUUGUGAUUAGUUCUCCCUCCCCCACCCCGUCCCGGGUGUUAAGCUGCUGUGAGACGUUCUCUGUACUAGCUCCGGUCUCCUUUUGACUAGACUGUGGCUCUGAACCCUGAGCAUAGUACCGUGCCCUCCAUGAGCGCUCAAUAAAUGCACAUGAGA